Molecule: messenger RNA, 855 nt
Organism: Nicotiana tabacum (common tobacco)
Lineage: Eukaryota; Viridiplantae; Streptophyta; Magnoliopsida; Solanales; Solanaceae
Product: olee1-like protein
Source: RefSeq, a predicted model, not a curated record
AAGUUGGUAGGAUAACAAAAAAGGUGCUUUCUAAUUUCAAUUUGCACCUGCAGAAAGAAAUAUCGAAAGCCCAACCAAAAAAGAAUAAAAUAAGAAAAACAAAAGAAGGGAGAAAAUGGCAAAAUCAGCAGUAAUCUUCUUUGUCAGUGUUAUUUGCUUGUUCUCCAUUCUAGGGCUUACUCAAGCCUAUGAAAAACCUCAAUUCAUUGUUGAAGGAAUUGUCUAUUGUGAUCCUUGUCGUUCGGCAUUCAAAACUAAUCUUAGUCAGCCCUUAGCAGGUGCUGGUGUGCGGUUGCAAUGCCGACAUCCUGAAACUGAAGAAGUCACCAUCACAAUCGCUAGCCAAACCAACUCCACUGGAUAUUAUCACUUGCUGGUAGAAGGAGACCACGAGAAUGAAAUCUGCGAAACUUAUUUGACAAAGAGUCCAAAGGAAGAUUGCAGUGAGAUUCCAGAUGAAGUUCAUACUAAAGAAUCAUCAAGGGUUACUCUCACUAACAACAAUGGCAUGGCUGGAAAUUUACGUGAAGCUAAUGCUCUCUUUUUCUUGGCCAAAAAAUCCUCAUCAGAGUGUGCACAAGAAUUCAAGGAUAUGCAAUAUAUCCCCGAACUUAAAGAUGUGAACCAGGCUUGAAGAUUUAUUUAUUCUGGGACUAGUAGAAUUAAGUAUAACAAGACAAGUCCUACAUUUUGAUAUGUUCUUAUUUACAUCUAAUAAAUUACUUUAGGACAUGCUCAUUUUAAAGUUGUUUUCUGUUUAUAAUUUGGAUCUUGAUUUUGAGGCUUGAGGGGUUCUUUUUUUCGUUCAGAUCUUUGUAGCAGGGAUUUACAUUUACUAUAUUAUUUCUAGGCUCU